AUGGCAAACCUUCCUCUCAAGAACCUAAAGCUUAAGGUUCCAGGUUUCCAUCCGCCGAUAUUUCUCACCAAGCGAUGGAAUAAAAUCGUCUCAAAGAAGACAAAACCAGUUCCCUUCAAUCAAGAAGAGGCGCUUGGCGACGCUCGUCACUUCGGGGGAGAUAGCUUCGCCGUGGAAAGCAGCAUCUCUUCAUCAACCUUGAAAGACCAAAGAAUCGUCAUCAGCACGCCCAAUUUGCUUUCGAGCGGGCCUCACCACCACAAGAGAACCACCCGACCAAAACGCUCUGUGACCCGCAAGGAUGUUUCGACAUUUAGGCAAAAGGCAGUUGCACUUUUGUUGACUGCGUUUGGGUUCAGUUUGUUCGCCAGCUUCGUGUUUCCCGAAAGUAAAACAGCCAAGGCAUUCACGGCGGCGUCCUUCUAUGCGCUUGUCGUUGUGCAUAUGUUUUAG
Molecule: messenger RNA, 453 nt
Organism: Candidozyma auris
Lineage: Eukaryota; Fungi; Ascomycota; Pichiomycetes; Serinales; Metschnikowiaceae
Exons: 1
Coding region: 1-453 (150 amino acids)
Source: RefSeq, a predicted model, not a curated record